Zonotrichia albicollis (white-throated sparrow) is the source of this 577-nucleotide messenger RNA. The record is from RefSeq and is a predicted model, not a curated record. Lineage: Eukaryota; Metazoa; Chordata; Aves; Passeriformes; Passerellidae.
CGUGGUGAGGGAGGCACAGACAGCGCUGGGAGGCCUUGACAUGCUGAUCCUGAACCACGUUGGUGCGUCCUACUUUGGCUUUUUCGAUGGGGACGUUGAGCACGUCCGGAAGCUGCUGGAAAUCAAUUUCCUCAGCUACGUGGCCAUGGCCACGUCAGCCCUGCCCAUGCUGAAGGAGAGCGAGGGCAGCAUCGUGGUGGUUUCAUCCAUGGCAGGUAAAGUCGGGUUCCCCUUUACCGCCCCCUACUCUGCGACUAAGUUUGCCCUGGAUGGAUUUUUCAGCUCCCUGAGGCAGGAGUUCACCAUUCAGAACAUAAAUGUCUCCAUCACGCUCUGCAUCCUCGGCUUCAUCGAUACAGGUGAGAGCAGAGCUGUGCCAGCCCUGCCCAGGGCUGGGCAUCCCCACCCCGGCUCCUUCUCCUGCCCCCUCAGCCUGUCACCCCUGCUGCAGGGGGAUCCCACCUGUCUGCCCCCAAAAACAGCCUCAAAAGCCAUUUGCUUCCCUGUGCCACGUAAAUCUGGGCACUGCUUACAGGCUGGCACAGGCUGCCUUUGGAAGCCGCAGCUCCUCGGCUGA